Notothenia coriiceps (black rockcod) is the source of this 2346-nucleotide messenger RNA. Its product is annotated as high-affinity choline transporter 1-like. Gene Ontology annotation, cellular component: plasma membrane. The transcript has 9 exons. Bases 555 to 2201 code for a protein of 548 amino acids. The record is from RefSeq and is a predicted model, not a curated record. NCBI's taxonomy places the organism in Eukaryota, Metazoa, Chordata, Actinopteri, Perciformes, Nototheniidae. Gene Ontology annotation, molecular function: choline:sodium symporter activity. Gene Ontology annotation, biological process: transmembrane transport; acetylcholine biosynthetic process; choline transport.
CACUUGCUGGAUCUCAAAUAUGAACAGUCCAAUGUUUUCACCAUUGUUAAGUAAGGACGAUUUUGGAAAUCGCAACUGAGUUUCACAGACGUCAGAAAGUCUACCACCCUAAUUUCAAUGAAGACAAGAUGACUACAUUGAGUCAUCGCAGAAGAAUUUCAAGGACACUUUUGUAUGCCAGAAAGGGUGCAUGUACGAGCAUAACAUUUUUAAUUCAUCUGCAUAAUAAGAGGAAAACCUAUCUCCAAAAAUCAAAACAAUUAUCAUCUGUUUUUGGCGUUGGCAGUUGGGUUUGAGUUGUUCUGGUCCCACACAUUUUAAUCUUAAAUUACCUUUUUCUAUCUGGUCUUGACUGUUAAAGGGAGGUUUAGUACAAGACGUCAACGAUGACCUUGACUAUAGCUGCCUGUGACUUUUUAAAUGUAUCAUAUCCCAUUACAGUUCUCUGUUUAAUUUACUGCAUGCAUCCCCUCAUUCCUUGUCUUCAGCUCGGCAUGUCUUGAUAACCCUUGUGCGCUUUCCCUGAGUUUGUCGUCACCAGAAAACCCUCCACCAUGGCCGUCCAUAUACCAGGUCUGAUAAUGAUGUUCCUCUUCUACCUUCUGGUGUUGGGAAUCGGUAUCUGGGCAUCCAUUAAAUCAAAGAAGAUGGAGAAAAACACACACAGUGGACAGCUGGAAGUUUCUUUUCUGGCUAACCGGAAGGUAGGCUUGGCAAUGGGAGUCUUCACAAUGACGGCUACUUGGGUUGGAGGUGCCUUUAUCAUUGGAGUUGCAGAGACGGUUUAUGACCCCACUAAGGGACUCAUCUGGGCUCUUAUUCCUCUGCAAAUGUCAGUUUCCUUUAUUAUUGGUGGACUGUUCUUUGCAAAGCCAAUGCGGGAAAAUAACUACAUCACCAUGAUGGAUCCAUUUCAGAGGAAGUAUGGGAAAACUCUGACCGCAGUUCUUGCCAUUAUUCCUUUCAUCAGUGAAUUGAUGUGGGUUCCAGUCACAUUGAUCUCCUUGGGGGUCACUGUUAGCGUUUUCUCCGAUCUACCUUUAAGUCUUUGCAUCUGGAUCUCCGCUGCAGUAGCCAUCACCUACACUCUUCUUGGAGGUCUCUAUUCCGUUGUUUUCACCGAUGUCGUCCAGCUGUCAUUGGUAUUUUGUAGCUUGUGGCUGUGUACCCCCUUUGUUCUGGCUAGUGAGGUUUAUACUGACAUCACUAAAACAGCUUUCAACAACACCUCUCAGGCCUCCUGGAUUGGCCACAUUGAACCUGAUGACGUGUGGAGAUGGAUUGAUAAUUUCCUAGCAAUGAGUGUUGGAAAUCUGGCAUUUCAAGACUUCCACCAAAGGAUUCUUUCCUCCAGCUCCACGUCUACAGCCAGGAUGAUCUGUUUUAUAGCGGCAGGUGUCGUCCUCGUUAUUGGAAUUCCACCUGUGCUGAUCGGUGCUGUCGCAGCCUCAACAGACUGGAACUCCACCACAUAUGGUUCUCCUUCUCCGUAUGAGCGAGGAGAGGCGGCCAUGGUAUUGCCCAUCAUCCUUCUGCAUCUUACCCCAACAACCAUUUUUGUUGUUGGUAUGGGAGCCAUCGCCGGUGCUGCAAUGUCAUCCACCGAUUCGUGCCUGUUGGCAGCAACCUCCAUCUUCACCACCAACAUCUACAAGAUCAUCAGACAUAAGGCAUCGCACAGAGAGCUGCAGUGGGUGAUUCGCGUCUCCAUAGCGGUGGUAGGGAUUGUGGGAACUUCCCUCACCCACCUGGACAGCAGCAUCUUGGCGUUCUGGAUCCUGAGCUCAGACCUGACUUACACCAUAAUGCUCCCUCAACUCAUCUGCAUCCUCUUCAUCAGGGUUUCCAACGGCUACGGGGCCAUUACAGGCUAUGUCGUUUCUUUUGUGAUGAGAGUUCUGUGUGGAGAACCCGUGUUCAAUCUUCCUGUCAUCCUGCAUUUCCCAGGUUGCACAUGGAAGGACGGGGUUUACAUUCAGCACUGGCCUUUUAAGACUAUUUGCAUGCUGUCCGCCUUGAUCUCCAUUGUGAUGAUUUCCUAUGUGGCUUCAUUCCUGUUCAACAAGGAUAUCCUUCCUGAGAGGUGGGACGUGUUCAAGGUGAAACACCAGAAAACACCAACAGAUGGCGCCAAAGGGUGCGAUGGAGAAAAGGCUGCUGCUACUAAUGAAAAUGAACCGAUGCUUGAAACAGGUUGCUAAUUUUCAAUUUCUAUUGACUUUAUGUCUUGUUUUAUUUUUGUAACAUUGUUUUUGGUGUAAAUAAUGUUUUCAAGUUUUCAUAAUCAAACACCAAUCACUUUUUAAGAAUGUUUCAGUAAUUACUACACUUCUAUUCCUUCUGCAC